AUGCCCUCAUUCAAGGCCUCCGAUGGCGUCGAGCUGUGGUACCGCUGCACGGGCUCCGGCCCGGCGCUGAUCCUCCUGCACGGCUGGUCGGGCAGCCACCGCUCGUUCGACCUCAACGUCGAGGCGCUCUCCCAGCGUUGCACGGUGGUCACGCCCGACCUGCGCUUCCACGGCAACAGCGGCAAACCAUCGUGGGGCUUCCACGUCGCGCGGCUCGCGUCCGACCUGCUCGACCUCAUCACCGCGUGCGGGCUCGAGCGGCCGGCCGUGUGCGGCUGCUCGCUCGGCGCUGCCAUCAUCUGGAGCUUUGUCGAGCUCUUUGGGCCGGACCCGCUGGGCAAGGUCUGCUUUGUGGACCAGGCGCCGUCGCAGUGGAGAAUGCCCGACUGGCCGCACUGCUCCAAGGGCAUCUACGACGACGAGACCGUGGGGCGCAUCUCCGACGCGCUGCACGCCGGCCUGGCGGACUUUGCCGACGGCAACGCGGCGUGCUGCCUGACGGCGUGCGUGGACGCGGCGCUGCUCGAGACGCUCAAGGCGGAGACGCAAAAGUGCGAGCCGGCGCAUCUCGCCGCUCUGAUGGCCGACCACGCGCGGCUCGACUGGCGGCCCGUCCUGCCGCGCGUCACGCUGCCCGCGCUCAACCUAUACGGCACAGAGUCGGGAUGCUUCCCGCCCGAGGGCUGCGCCGCGGUCGGCGACCUCGUCCCACACUGCCGGAGCGAGGCCUUCGAAGGGUGCAACCACUGGCUCUACAUGGAGCAGCCCGAAAAAUUCAACAAGCUGCUCGGCGACUUUGCGAGCCGCAAGGCGGCGAUGCCGAUGCCGAUGCCGCCGAUGCCGACGUGA
Messenger RNA from Emiliania huxleyi CCMP1516, 849 nucleotides. RefSeq lists its product as hypothetical. Lineage: Eukaryota; Haptophyta; Isochrysidales; Noelaerhabdaceae. The record is from RefSeq and is a predicted model, not a curated record. The coding region runs from base 1 to 849 and encodes 282 amino acids. The transcript has a single exon.